GCGUGAGGGACGGUGCGUGCGGCGCCCGGCAGUCGGUGGCGGUUGUGGGCCGGAGCGGGAUGGCCGGGUUGCUGCUCCUGGGCGCGGCGGUGCUGCUGCUGGCGGCCGGCGGGGCCAUCCCGCCGCCGGAGGAGGCGGCGCGCAUGGCGCGCUUCGUGCUUCACAACUGCGACUGGGGAGCGUUGGCCACGCUCUCCACGCAGGAAGGGCUGCGCGGCCGCCCGUUCGCCAACAUCUUCUCCCUCAGCGACGGGCCCCCCGGGCCGUCCGGCGGCAGCGGCGUCCCCUACUUUUACCUGACCGACAUGGAGAUCUCCGUGCAGGACCUGGAGAUCAAUGCAAAUGCCUCCUUAACUGUGUCUUUGGCACAGACUCCUUACUGCAAGAAGCACAGAUAUGAUCCCCAGAACCCCCUCUGUGCCCACAUAAUCUUCUGCGGGAGUAUUGUAAAGGUGAAUGAUUCGGAAGCGGGUUUAGCAAAAAACGCAUUAUUCAGUCGCCACCCUGAAAUGGAAAGUUGGCCUAAGGAUCAUAAUUGGUUCUUUGCAAAAUUCAACAUCACCAAUAUUUGGGUCCUGGACUACUUUGGUGGAUUGAAAAUUGUGACGCCAGAAGAAUAUUACAGCGUCAAGCCUUAGUGGAAGAAGAUCCUUGGAGAUGCUGAUACACAAAUUAAUAACUUUGGCUUUUUUAUGAAAGAUUUAUUUUUUUUUUUAAUGUAUUGCAGAGCCGAAUUAAUAAUGCAAAAAAUCAAACACCUUGCAUUGUUAACGAGCUUAUAUAGCCCUUCUGAAGCAAAUGUAAAUUCUCACUAACUAGCACAGCUUGAAUCAUGUCAUACUCAAAAAACCUUUGUGCAUAAGCCGUAACUAAAUUUUAUUCAUUGGACGUGAUUCUGGAAAGAUAUCUGUCUGUUGACAGUCUUCAUUCAGAAAGGCUGUGUUUACUGGGAGCUAAAGGAUUAGUCCAGUUCUAAACCUUUCAAUGCCUUAGUUAAAUAGUAUCUGUACAUGAGCACUCUCCAAUUUUAUUUUAAAUACCAGUUUAGUUUAGACCUUUAUGGCAAGGUACUACAGGAGGGCUCAGCUAACUGUGGAAUGGAAACAAUUGCUUGUAUUACAAUGAGAAAUGAUACACUGAGUUCCCAAAUUCUGUUAAGGAUUUUCUUUGCACGCUAAUACACACGCUUCUUUGAGCCAUUUUUCUAUCUUACUACCUAUAUUGAAUACGAUAUAUGGAAUAUAUAUCGUAUUAUAGAUAUAUAUAGAAUAUAUAUAAUAUUAUAGAUAUAUAUAGAAUAUAUGUCAUAUUCUAUAUAUAUAGAUAGAAUACAAUUGUGUUUAUGCAAACUAUACGUAUACUUCAUGAUAAGUUCUUGGUAACUCUUCAGUUGGCAGUGGUUGUAUACUCUGACUCUUUUAAAGAAGCAGGGUGGUAAUACCUAAAGUAUCUGGCGUUAGUAUAAGAAGAGUAAUGGCUUGUAAAUUCAAUGAGAAUAUUGCAAAGGAUAAACGUUUUCUGAUUAGGAUUCUGAAAUCUUCAGCUUUGUUAGUCUGAUCAAAUGGCAAUGUAGCAGCUUUUAUUACCCUCAACAGUAGAACUGAGCAGAUUUUUGGUUUUGGAAGCAAUUUUGGGUUAGUAACCCGGAAGUGAGAAAGAAGCAAUACAGUAUGACACAGAUGAUUCAUGACUUGUGGAGAAUGAAAAGUAAUGAAAAGUGUGCAUAAUUAAUUCUCUGUUAAAAUAAGCCACACACAACCACAAAAAAAUAAACACCUUUUUACAUCCUCUCUCAUCUCCCAUGUGCCAAGUUCACAAAUAUCCAAAAGGGAUUAUGAACAAUCAAGUUGCUUUUUACAAUGAGCAAAUAUUACCUAGUUGACUGAAUAAAGAAUGUGAGAAUUUAGACUCCUUAGAGGCAGAGCCAUAUGUAGAACAGUCAAAUUCAUCAUAUCAAACGAUCUCUACAUUUAAUGUCAUUAUUGUAUAACUGCUUUUCUCAAAUACUGAAAUGAUUUGUGAAACUAUUUUUGAGGUUACUUACUAAGUUUUCCUUCUCCACAAGAAGAAAAAAGGUACUUGUUACUCUAUCAAACACACUCUGUUUUACUAUUUGAAAGUUAAUUUAGUAUCAAAACAACUUACAAUAUGGAAACAAUUUCUGUUGAACAGGUAACACUGACAUUAAAUAAUGAAAUUGGAAAAUAUUUUUAUAUAAGGCAUAACAAUUGUGGAAACUCAAAUGAUCCUCUGGUAUGGACUUGAUCCUUUCCAUGGGGCUACCUGAAUGCAUUACAUGUCACUCUGUAACUUCUGAUGUGUGAAACUGAUGAUACUGAGCUUUUUUUAAAAUUAAAAUAUUUUUUGACAA
Grus americana (Whooping crane) is the source of this 2371-nucleotide messenger RNA. It is a transcript of the gene CREG1, whose product is annotated as cellular repressor of E1A stimulated genes 1. The record is from RefSeq and is a predicted model, not a curated record. NCBI's taxonomy places the organism in Eukaryota, Metazoa, Chordata, Aves, Gruiformes, Gruidae. Bases 60 to 638 code for a protein of 192 amino acids. The transcript has 4 exons.